Messenger RNA from Cannabis sativa, 2283 nucleotides. Its product is annotated as WRKY transcription factor 72A. Gene Ontology annotation, biological process: regulation of DNA-templated transcription. The transcript has 6 exons. Lineage: Eukaryota; Viridiplantae; Streptophyta; Magnoliopsida; Rosales; Cannabaceae. Gene Ontology annotation, molecular function: DNA-binding transcription factor activity; sequence-specific DNA binding. Bases 175 to 2283 code for a protein of 702 amino acids. The record is from RefSeq and is a predicted model, not a curated record.
GUUGAUUUAUUUUUAUCCAUUAUAAUUGAUUGGGAAGGGUGUGAGUUUUUUCGUUGUUUUGAAAUAUAAUGAGGAAGGGUGAUUGGUCAAAGAGUGUAUGCUUGUGUCUAUAUAAGAAGGAAUAAAGGAGAGAUGUAAACCUCAAAGAAGGAAAAGAGAAAAGGUUUUACAAAAAUGGAACCGCUUUCAGCAAAAUCAGCUGCUGGAGGAGCUUUUGUCGUCAAACAAGAGAUCAAUAGAGUUGAAUCUCAUGGUGAUCAAAAUCUUCAAUAUCAUGCUUCCAAGAUAGGAAGAAAUGAAAGACCAUUGGAUGAGAAUGAUGACACACAACGUUCACCUAAACAAGAUCUUAGCUCUGAGAAGCAACAAAAGGUACCGCGGACGACGACAGAUCACGUAGAAAGGUCCUCUACCUCGAUUGAACCCAACUCAAUGGCUGCUCCUAUUACUUCAAUAAUACAAAAUAAAGAACAGGAUGAUCAGCUUGAAUCUAGCAAAGCUGAAUUGGGAGAAAUUAAAGAAGAAAAUCAAAGGUUGAAAAUAUACUUGAGUCAAAUAAUGAAGGACUACCAAACUCUUCAAAUGCAAUUCAACAAGCUUGAUCAAGAAGCAGCUAAUAAGAAGAAGAAAUCUACUGAUAAUAACAAUCAUGAGAAUAAUCUCGAAGCUGAAAUUGAAGAAAGUGAUCUUAUCUCCCUAAGUCUUGGAAGCUUUUCUAAUAAUAAUCCUACCAAAAUAAAUAAUUUUAUGGUCAAGGAAGAGAAAAAUAAAAAUAUUUCCAAAGUUAUUGCUGGUGAUGAUGAAGAAGGCCUUUCUCUUGGAUUGGAGUACAAUAAAUAUCAUCAUCAUGAUCAGCAAGGAUCAAAGUCCUCAGCUGGUACAGGAGGAGAACCCGCGGUGUCAAACCCUAGCGCGGCGAGCAGCUUUGACGAGCAAUUGAUGGUCAACAAGGAAGAAGCCGGCGAAACUUGGCCGCCUAGCAAGGUUUUGAAGACUACAGCCGUGAAGAGAAGUGUUGUAGAAGAUGAGGUUUCACAGCAAAACCCUGCUAAGAAAACAAGGGUUUGCGUAAGAGUUCGAUGUGAUACCCCUACGAUGAACGAUGGAUGUCAAUGGAGGAAGUAUGGUCAAAAGAUUGCGAAAGGCAACCCUUGCCCUAGAGCAUACUAUCGUUGCACUGUUGCGCCUUCAUGUCCAGUGAGAAAACAGGUACAAAGAUGUGCGGACGACAUGUCCAUCUUAAUCACCACCUACGAGGGAACACACAACCACCCACUUCCUGUCUCGGCCACAGCGAUGGCUUCCACCACCUCCGCCGCAGCUUCAAUGCUCCUCUCCGGUUCAACAACCUCCUCCAACUCCGGCAACCACCCAUCUUCGGCCACCACCUCCGCCACCGCCGAGCUCCACCGCUUUACAACUUUGGACAGCUCAAAAUGGAACCUUAUUAACAACAAACAAACUACUUUCUACUUACCAAACUCCUCCUCAACAACCUCCUACUCCUCUUACUCAUCUUCUCACCCAACUAUCACUCUUGACCUCACUUCCUCCAAUUCCUCUCCUCUUCUCAAUAAAUUUUCAACCACAACAACACAAUCCCCAAACUACCCUCAUCACCACCACACUCUCUAUCCUUCUUCAAGUCUAAGCUUUGGUCCCCCUUCUAAUAAUAAUAUCAAUUCUUCUGAUCAAUACUCCAAUUCCAAUUUGUCAUGGAUUAACAACAACGGCUUCCUUAAUUAUGGAUCUUCUUCUCAAGUACUACCUUACAACACAAGGAACCAAUCACUUGGAACCCUAGCUACUCUUUCAAAUAAACAAAACCCUAGUAGUACUACUACUAGUUCCACUCAUCAGGUUCAAAACUACAAAAACAGUCCCACUGUUGCUCCAACUGAUCAAAGCAGCACCACCAUUGCUGCAGCAACCAAAGCGAUCACCGCGGACCCUGCUUUCCAAUCAGCUUUGGCUGCCGCACUUACUUCCAUUAUCGGCGGUGCCAGGGGAGGAGGAGGAGAUAAUAAUAAUAAUAACGUUGAUUUAGCUCAGAAAUUAACGUGGGGUAGUGGUACUUCUUGUACGGAUCAUUAUCCUCGUAACCAACAACAACAACUACAAAGUAGUAGUAGUUUACCGAAAGGAAUUAAUGGUGGAAACUUGACGUUCUUAUCGCCAAAUAAUUCGAUGUCGUUUUCUUCGGCAUCUAAGAGUAGUACAACUGCUACUACUGCUUCUGCAUCUCCGCAUAGCGAUCAUCACACCACAGACCAGACCAGUUAA